AAUCGAGAAAUGUCCGCUGUAGAUUCUUCAUGUUGAGACACCUUAGUUGGAUAUGGAGAAACAGUUGAUCAUUUUUAAAGAUAAAGACUUUAAAAAGAUCGAUAUAUUUCUAGCUUUGCUUGUCUGAUGCUAGACUUAAUGUCCAGUCUUAAACUGAUUCUUUGGCUCGAUUCAAUGAAGACUAUUUUACAGGAUUAUUUAUCCAUGUAUUGUUUUAGUGUUUUUGUAUCAAAAGUGCUCUGUUUAAUCGACGAUUUGGAUAAGUGGUUUGAAGACCGUUUUGUUCUCUCCAUUGAAUAUUCAAAGAUGAAGGAGUUUCAUUUAGUUGUUGUUCUUCUUCUAAUUAGCCUGGUAGAAUCGGAUAGGACUAAACCAAGAAUUGCUAUCGUUGGGGCAGGAGUAGGGGGUUCUUCUGUAGCCUACCAUCUUUCCCAGGAGAUUCCAGGGGCUUCAGUCACGGUAUUUGAGAAGGGGAGGAUCGGAGGCCGUGUAACUACAUUAGAGGUGGAUGGGCGGGAAUACGAGGUCGGGGGGUGCAUCAUUCAUCCAGCCAACAGACUUAUGUUAGAACACCUAGACCGAUGUCAGCUGGUGAAAGCAAGCGGGGAAGAGACCAGUAGUUUAAGUAUUAUACGCAAUGGAGAAAUUAUUUAUCAACAAGAUAACAGCUGGUUGUCAUCUCUUAAAGCUGUCCUACGCUAUGGUCUCUGGUCCCUGGCAAAAAUGGAGUAUUUUAUCGGGAACUUGUUGAGUAACUUCGCUGAAAUUUAUCCUAAACUAAACGCUGGAGACGCCUUCAGCUCUGUAUCUGACCUCCUGGAUGGUAUGAGCCCUGUGUCCCGGAGCGGUGAGGUGUCCCAUGAGAUGCUGGAGUUGACCAGGGUGUCCCUCAAGGAGAAGAUGAAACAUCUCUCUAUGGCUGAUCUACUGAUCGAGGAAAUAGGAACUGUUGCCACCAAGGUUAACUACGGACAGUUUCCUGGCAUGCAUAGUUUUGUUGGAUCUGUAUCCCUAGCAGGAAUACAGGGUGGACUCUGGAGGGUACAGGGUGGGAACUACAAAAUACCAGAAUGCUUGAUUUCCAAGUCCGGAGCUAAAUUGAUAAUAGCUAAGGUAAAUACUGUUGAGAAGCUGGGAGGUGUGUACAAUCUUGGAUACACAACUGAGAAGGGGACAGAAACAGCUGAGUUUGAUAUUGUUGUGCUUGCUCUACCCCUUACUCAGGAUACGAAAAGCCUAGAGAUUGUCGGUGUACCAGGAGCAAAAAUCUUCCCUGGCAAGUACCAGAGAACCCUGGCAUAUAUCGUUCAAGGUUCGCUCAACUACACAGGUCUUGGAGUAACAGUCGAUUGGGCACAGACAGAGAACUUCUUCUUUGUCGAUGCGGCCGAACCAAUUGCAUCUAUCGGCCGUCUCACCCCCGUUGACUACAAUCCUUACUCUGACAAAGAUAUUGCAACGGUUUACAAGAUUUUCUCCAGAUUGGAAUUAAGCAAAUCGGAGAUUGGUAAAUAUUUUUCCUCUGUAAUAUCUGUGGAUACCUUGGAUUGGUUGGCUUACCCGGAUUAUUCAACAUAUCCCGGCCUUUCCAGCUUUCAGUUAGAGGACGACCUCUACUACCUGAACAAUAUUGAAUGGGCGGCCUCGGCAAUGGAAAUGUCAGCUUUAUCCGCCAGGAAUAUUGUUAAUAUUAUCAAGAGUAGACAAUCAGAGACAGUAUUAAAGAACCCGGAAAAUACUCCUCAAAAAUCUACCUCCAAGGUUGACCCCAAAGCUGAACUUUGACCUUGAAACUUUUGAAAAAGGGGACAUAUUUUUGAGAUUUUUUUAUCAUAAUGUAACUGAAUUGAUACAAUUUAAGGGUAACAUUGGGAAUAGUUUGUGACGCUUUUUAAUUAAAGUGUGAACGAGAAUUAUGUUGUUAAAUUUCUUCAACAUGCAUUUUUAUGUACUCAAACGGGCUGUGAUUAAAAUGGGAAAGUUAUUUUUUGGAUAAGAUUUUUUUUUCAAAAAGAUGAAACAAAAUGUACUUUUUCAGA
This is a messenger RNA of Eurytemora carolleeae, 2039 nucleotides long. RefSeq names its product prenylcysteine oxidase-like. The transcript is spliced from 4 exons. The coding region runs from base 127 to 1785 and encodes 552 amino acids. Gene Ontology annotation, molecular function: prenylcysteine oxidase activity. The record is from RefSeq and is a predicted model, not a curated record. Lineage: Eukaryota; Metazoa; Arthropoda; Copepoda; Calanoida; Temoridae. Gene Ontology annotation, biological process: prenylated protein catabolic process; prenylcysteine catabolic process.